GACCGCCGAUUACAUGACUCUUAAUCGUAUUGCCGUUUUUAAUCUCUUGUCAUAUAGUUGGAAUUUAAUGAUUCAAUAACUAUUUCUGCUGUUACAGUUUUGAUGCCCGUUGUUCGUCUAAUAUUCUGUUUUAUGGAUUUAUACACAACUUUAGAGGAACUUGAAUGCGGCGAUUUGAGGUUCCUUCACAACUUAAAUCGGGAAAUAAACAUCUGCUGCUGACAGGACGCCGACCUGCUGUGACCGGCUCUUUUUAUCCGGUGCUUUUCAUCGUGGUUUAUUCGUCUGUGUAAAAAUGGAAGCGGCCAGGAAGCCAUUGAGCUCAACUCUCUUUUACAAUUGAAGAAGUGGUGAGAGAUUCUCGCAGGAGACAAUCUUCUCAAAGCCAUCCGUCAGCCGGACAAGUCGGCCGGACACUUAUUUGCAAAACUAAAAAAACACAAGAUUUAGUGCCUUGGAAAGUAAUCUUGUAAAUUAAACUCGUAAAAGUCAGCGAGUGUGAGACCUUCUCCGCCACAUUAUCUCAUAUUACCACUUCCAAAUUGUCUGGACCAGUUUAAGAGAGAUGUGGCGGUUUUAUUGUGUUUCUCUCGUUUCAAAGCUUCUUUUUUUGGGGGAAAGUGAUGAAAAUAAUGUUUCCGUUCUUGUGUUUGCCUGCUCACGUAUUUACACACACACACGUACGCACACACUCGCGGGGUCUUUGGCGUCGUGAACUGAAUUGCCCUCGACUCGUAAUUGCUUUCUUCUCGUCCGACUGACUGGGAUUCCCGCACCAGUAAAAGAUUUUUUUUUUUUUUUUAAACGUCCAGACAAAAGGACGUCGACGACAAAGAGCGCCGGGUCCCCGUUGUUCCUCCUUUCACAUGGUUACCAGACUCGCCGCUGCUCCCCUGUAGGAAGAGGCGGUUGUAAGAUGUUUACCAACAGGACGUAGGCGGUAACAUACGUGUUACCUUGGACUCCCCUCGACUCCCUCUAUUCAUGCGUGGAAUCUCAUUGUUGGUGCGCACAUCAUUCAGGCUGCUGUUUUAAGGCCAGAGGGAGGCUCCUCAUUCAGCAGAGCUGCUGAGUGGAGUAAGAGAAGAGGGGGGCACUACGUCUUGCGGUGACAGCGAGCUGUGGUUGGAUCGUCCCCGGGGAGAUUUUUUUUUUUACAGCGCUUCAGGGGGAAGAGGACCAACAAGGUAGUGGCCGAGUGGCGGAGAGGAAGCCAGAGGGAGCGUCCCGGGAAGAUGGCACCUGCCAGUUUGGUUCUUCUCGCCUGGUUACUGUUCACCAUGAGGAUGGUCACCGCGGCGGUGCAUCUGGAGCCGGAGGAGGAGGAGCUCAACGACACCGUCAUCUGUAACAACGACCACAUGGAGGUCGUUAUCCCCAGCGCUUUCUUCCUCAACAAGGUGCCUCCAGUUUAUGUUGAGGAUUUGCAUUUGAAUGAUCCGGAGUGCCGUGGCGUCGAGGUCGGAGACGACUACGUCUUCAGCAUCAAGACGAAUCUCUCCGACUGCGGAACCAUAAUGGCCUCAGAUGAGUCCCACAUCAUGUUCAUAAACACGAUACACAACAACGAUUCAGAUGUUAUAACGAGGAACUAUAUCAACAUAACGUUCGUGUGCCGCUACCCCAUCAACUACCUGGUCCAACAGCCCAACGGGGAGAACAUGAUCAGAGUCGACAUCCGCACCAUCACUUUGAACACGGAGGACGGAAACUUCUCCGUGUCGAUGUUGCUGUACAAAGACGACGCGUUCGAGGACAGGUGGACCACGGUGCCGUCGCUGACGCUGGAGGACGACAUCUUUGUGAAAGUCUUCAUGAUACCGGGCCACCUGAUGCUGCGUGUGGAGAGAUGCUGGGCCACGCCGACCAGCGAUCCGUACAGUAAUAUUCAGUACACCUUCAUCGGAGACAGCUGCCCGGUGUUGGCCAAUGAACAGACCCUGAGCGUGCUGAAGAACGGCCAGGGCCCGGAGGCCACCUUCAGGAUACAAAUGUUCAAGUUUGUCGGCAGCUCUUACACCAACGUCUUCCUCCACUGCAACGUCCAGAUCUGCCACAACACCCCGGGAGUGUGUCAGCCUAACUGUUCCAGUGAAGAUGAAUUAAUCAGGACCCGCAGAGACAUCCCUCUGUCCCAUACAGUGUCUUAUGGACCAAUCAGACGGCUACUAGGCGGUGAAAAGCCCAGUCUGAAUGCGGGCAGAUACCCUCACGUGGAGACUUUUGUCCUCGGGGGGCUGCUGGUCGUCUUGCUGCUGGUCACCGGCGUGUUUGGGAAGCUGUGGCUUCGCUCCCGGCGGUUCUACCCGGCGCGGGACGCUCAGCUCACUCUGUCCAACAUGCAACACCUCUCAGAGGUGGCCUCGUGAAUCUGGGGCCUUUUUUCUUAACCAAUAAAAUGACCACACAGGCAUGUCAAAUUAUUAUUACAAUAAUAAAAUAAUCUCCCUCAA
This is a messenger RNA of Pseudoliparis swirei, 2453 nucleotides long. RefSeq names its product uromodulin. NCBI's taxonomy places the organism in Eukaryota, Metazoa, Chordata, Actinopteri, Perciformes, Liparidae. The record is from RefSeq and is a predicted model, not a curated record. Bases 1236 to 2369 code for a protein of 377 amino acids. Gene Ontology annotation, biological process: neutrophil migration. The transcript has 9 exons. Gene Ontology annotation, cellular component: apical plasma membrane; cell surface.